GAGCGCUGGGAGUGGGCUCGCUCUCUGCGAGGGGCGCCUGACUCCUCGCCUGGGGCCGCCUCGAUCUCGGAGGCUCCGCUCCCUCGGGAGCCGCCUCCCAGACUCUCCCCGGCUCGCAGAGGUUUGGCUGCUUCCCUGGACACCCCCGAGUCUAUCCCCUUUGCGACCGGCCGCCCUCUUACGGCCCCCAGCAGCCUCCGCAUCCUGGCUCUCCCGAUUCUCGGGAAGACUUCGCGGGGCUAUGCAGUGUCCUUGGCCUCGGGAUGACCCGCUUCUGUCCCGGACGCAGGGAACCGGGAAGAUCUGCCCUCUCGUCCGCCGCUGCAAAGAUUGAUUCUCCGUGCAAGUGUAGACACUUUGCAGUUCGACACUUUGCAGAGUGUUUCUAGGUGCAUUCUGUUUGUUGCUGCCUUUGUGGUGUGUGCAGUCAUUCUUGUGUUUGUUUUACGCCUACCUGGAUUUCUAGGGUCAUUCGUCCCUUCCUGGGGACUCGCCCCGCGCACGACUGCCUGCUUUGCACCUUUUGGUGCUCGCGUGAACCUUUUCACUCGUUUUGGGUGGCUCCAAACCCGGGGAAGUUUUACUUGGCGCCCGACACUUGCGUUUCCCAGCGGUGAUUUCCCGAGUUCCCAGAAAGCCUUGUAGGAAACCGCACCGGCCACCUUCCCCUUUUCCCGGAUCUGCUGAGACGCUGGAAUCCUGCGUUUCCCUGUCGAGGUGCGUGGAUUAUGGGCAAAUUGUUUGAGUUCCGAUUUAGGAAAGAGGUGUGUGAUGUGCCCUCCUCGGCGUGGCAGAAGGACCUAUUCAUUCACAAAAACAUCUUGUUGAGGACCAGAUUUAGUGACUGUACCUGCGUGCUUUCCACUGCCAGAUGCCUGGGUCCCCGCCGGGCUUGGGUUUGGUGUCAGACUCCAGAGACAGCGUCUAUUUCUUGAUGUCCUUUAUUUCCUUUGCACGUUAAAUUUCCUUCGGAGAAUUUUGUGAGUACUUAGGGCUUUCUUUGUUGUGGAUAAUGGGAGCCAAUGGCUCCAGACGUCUCAAAACCAUUGCAUCUAGUUCGGUCCGUACUUUAGGUGUAAAGGGCGGGAAAUGGGCGGCGAUUAUGUCCUGGGGCAGAUCCGAGGGACCACUCCCCAAGCUGUUUCUUUUUGGUGCUUUUCUCUUUAGAUUUUCCAGAUUCAUUGUCAGAGAACAGUUUAUCAAUAGAAAAAGAGGCAAGAUAAGUGACACUCUUUUCUUAGAAGGUCUACCUUUUAAUGCAGUUUUGUAGCCCAAUGUACCCUCCUUAAAAAAAAAAGGAUGAUCUUUAAUUAGCUUAAAUUAUGCAAGUAGUCUAGUGUUAUAGUAUAUUUGUGAUUCUUAAAUACGUUUUGUGACUGAAAUGCUUCAUUUUGCUGAAUAUAAAGGCAUCUUGUCCCCACUCACCACCACACACCUGCAGCCUUUGUAAUCGCCACGUAGUUGAUCCGUAAUGCAAAUGGCUUUUUGAAGUGUUCGUUGGUGAGAAUGCCUUGUAACUGAGUUGCAUUGACACCACUCCCACAGGGCAUGUCCCAGUCCUCUUCGAAUGCUGGGCAUUGUGGAGAUGGAGAACCAUCUGCCAACCUCAGGAGUAUUCUGGGAAUACUAAGUUCCAGAAAAUGGGUGGGGUAUUCCAUUUUUGUGUUUUGGAUUUGAGGCGUAUUAUUUAUUUGGCUUACUCUUUACUAUUUUUGAUCCUCUACAUAAGGCAAAGUGCUAUGAAGAGCUCAACAUACAUUUGUUCAUGGUUCUCAUUAAGGAAGCCUCACGUAAGUGUCAAUGGACAUCUGAUCCCCUGCUGCCUUUGUUUGAAAACCAAGAAGUUUUGUUGUGCUGAUUUAACUACCUGCAAUUUUUGCUGAUGCUCUCAUGAAAAAAAAUGCUGAUUCUGUCCUUUUUGACCCCCGUGUGAAACUUUGACUUUUCAUACACUUGUUCAUUCUUUUACCCUCCAUAAAGAUGUCUGAACCUGACUCUUCAUCUGUGUUUUCGGGCAAUGUGGAAAAUGGAACUUUCCUUGAGCUGUUUCCCACAUCCCUGUCCACAUCGGUGGACCCGUCCUCAGGCCACCUGUCAAAUGUCUACAUCUAUGUGUCCAUUUUCCUCAGCCUUCUAGCGUUUCUGCUUCUGCUUUUAAUCAUUGCCCUCCAGAGGCUCAAAAAUAUCAUCUCCUCCAGUUCCUCCUACCCGGAGUACCCAAGCGACGCCGGAAGUUCUUUCACCAAUUUGGAAGUCUGUAGUAUUUCCUCUCAAAGGUCCACUUUCUCAAACCUUUCAUCGUGAAGAAAAUGGAAGAGUCCCUGCAGGCUGCAGAGCUUAGGUUUUCCCUCACAGGAAAUGUCACAUGAAGCCUUUGCCUCAUGAAAGAAAUGAGCCUUUUGUUUUUGUCAACUAAUUAGGCCUGUUUCUCCUUCUCCUUCACCCCUGAUUUUUUUGUUGUUGUUGCUCAUGAUGCUUUUCAUUUGUGAAUGUAGAAGCUGAUGCUGACAGAAAUGCCUGCAAACCUCGAGCUGCAGAAUUUCACACAAACCACUGGAAUCCGGAGCUGGCUUCUUCAAGCUCGGUCGGUUCAUUCCACUCUGUUGGACACCUGAGGCAGAAGUCACCUGAGGGGACCUUGCAGUGGAUGGUGGAUAUGGACUCUGUACUUCAUUUCUCUUACAAAACCGUGAAACCGACUCAGCCAGCAGAACCUGGCAAAAUUAAGUCUAAACUAUUUAGAAGAUAUUUUCCGUAUUUAAAAGAUAAAGUGGAAACACCGAAUUAAAAAAAGAGUCAAUUUAGAUUUAAUGUGUAACAUUUUUAAAACUGGAAGGAAAAUAUGCUAAAUGUUUAUUUAUUUUCACCUUAAGUGGAAAUCACAUUUAUUGAUGAAUUAAGUCAUAUUUGGAAAGGUUUUGGAAGAGUUUAAUUUUUCAUAGCUAGGCAAAUAUGUAUUAUGAUGCAGUUUGUAAUGUAUUUCUGCCUCUUGGGGUUUUUUUCCUACUUAUGUUGUAGUCAUAAGGCCCCACAGUUGUGGAAUUCUUUGUGAUAAUUGCUGUUACUAUUACUAAGAGAAGCACCAGAAGGGACACCGAGAUAUUUUUAUUUUAUAGCUAUACUUUCCAUCAGCAGGAAUUAAGCAUAUGGAAAAUAUUCAUUCAGUUGUGUUUUAUACAGUAAUAAUUCCUAGCAGUCAUGCAAGUAUGUUCCGUUAUUCAGUUUCAUAGUCUUUAUAAUUUUAGUGCAGAAUUAUAUUAACUCUGAGAUGUUAGAUGUUUGUUCACUCACAUUAGGUUGCAAAACUUAGAGACUAAAUUGUUAAUAUACGUGUUGUUAUAUACUCCAUGAAUGUUACAUGUCGCUGAUAAUUAGUUGUUGUAUGUUAACAUAAUACUCUGCAUAAGGACUCCAGGACACGCGUUUAUAUUAAAAAUUGUAGACACUCAAGUUGUGUGGCUGCUGGGAGCCACCCUACUGUGGUCAGCCACGCACCUCCGAAUUCAGGGCCUUUGUCCAUGAAAUGAGGCAGGCAGUGAGCACAGACAUGGAAUGUGGAGGAAAUCAAGCUGCCUCUAAAAACAAAACAAAGCAAGCAAACUAAGGCUUCUUAAGACUAAGAAUUUUAAUUUAAUUUUAAAAGUAAAUGGCCCACAGCAUAAACACUGAACUUAUUCAGCCUCUGGAGCCCACUCCACCGACAUGCCCCUGUCUUCCCAUGGCAACCGGCUCUCUCCUCUUCCAAACAUUUCCUAAACUUAGGUGGUGGAGCUGCAGUACACCCUCUGGUUCGAUCAUGUGGCCACAUUAUCCAGUAACUGGAAUGGGGUAAACAAUCCACCAUCUUACAGGGUAUAUCUUUGUCAUUCUAAACUACUGAGAGAGAUGAGGACUGGUAAUGAGGAUCAGAAGGUUUCUUUUUGUUAAUCCAUAAGUCUCACUUAAAUCACACCACACUGGACUAUUUAUAUAUCAAAAAUGUCCGCAAACACCAUAGACCUGCACAGAGUUGCUGCCCUAAAAUGGAUAAUUAGUGAAAAAUUUGCCUCUGCUGCCAUUAAAGAGUGGCAGUGUUAUCAGGGGACUGUUAGUUACCGUGCAGUAUAAAUCCUGGACUAGAAGAGCUCUCCUGUUUUAGAUCAUUAUUAGCAUUCUCUGAAUGUGUUUGUACAUACACACACACACACACAUUCUCAGAAUAUAUGUAUACAUUCACACACUCCCAAUGAAAAGUUGUGUGAAAGCUACACAGGAGUACAGAGGCAUCUAUGUUAUCGCUUUUGCUUUUUGAUUCAUCUUGUGCUAUUUUGGUUACUGAGGAAGAGAGGGCAUGGAGGAGGUGACUUUAAAAACUAAAAGAACAAGUUUGCCACACAACAGGACAGUCUGUAGGGUCUGUUCUAAGAGGCGACUUUAUACGCUUUCCUUCUGGAAGAGAUAUAAAGGCUUCGGGAAGUAAAAUUAUUUUUUUAAGAGUCUGCUGGCACAUCCCCUCCCCUGCCUGCCACAGUCGUUCUUGCUGUCAAGGUUCAGCAGAGUAAUUAGUAGCAACAUUCCAAGAUGUAAAACGGGAUUUGUCAUCACAAGCUUGCCAAGAUAACAGAUUGUACAACUUGAGAUGCAUUUGCGUUGUUUAAGGAGUUCAGAAAGGUUGGAAGACUGGCUUAUAAAUAAAGAAGUAGAACCUACUGA
This is a messenger RNA of Equus caballus (horse), 4692 nucleotides long. The record is from RefSeq and is a predicted model, not a curated record. NCBI's taxonomy places the organism in Eukaryota, Metazoa, Chordata, Mammalia, Perissodactyla, Equidae.